Messenger RNA from Galleria mellonella (greater wax moth), 3170 nucleotides. Its product is annotated as zonadhesin-like. Bases 15 to 2996 code for a protein of 993 amino acids. NCBI's taxonomy places the organism in Eukaryota, Metazoa, Arthropoda, Insecta, Lepidoptera, Pyralidae. The record is from RefSeq and is a predicted model, not a curated record. The transcript is spliced from 18 exons.
UUAAGUUAGCGGUAAUGUUGAAAACAAUUUUUCUUGUCGUUAUUACGGUUAACUUAUAUCAUUUAGUGUAUACUGAAGAUGCAUGUGGUGAAAAUGAAAUACUAGUAGAUUGUCCUGAUACUCUCUGCGAACCUAAAACGUGUUCGGAAUUAGGUUUCCCGAUAGCUUGUCCUGGAGUAACUGUAGAUGGUAGUUGUCCAGGGCAGCCUGGCUGCUUAUGUAAAUCCGGUUACUUACGAAAUGAUGACGGUGUUUGCAUACCUUCUAAAGAUUGCCCGUCCUGUGGAGGCGAUUCAAAUGCAAAGCCUGGUUGUGGAAUAAACUGCGGCAGACUAUGCUCAAAUUACGAUAAAGGCCCAGUUGGUUGUCCUAAAAUAUGUAAAUUCAACGCAUGUGACUGUAAGAAUGAUUUUGUUUACGAUGAAACACUGAAGAAAUGUGUUUUGCCAGAAGAUUGUGAUUCAACAUCUAAUGCCUCUGCAUCAUCUCAAAGUUCAAGUUCAUCCAUAACUAAAAGUAUAACAUCCAGGCAGUCAUCGUUUAAUUCAUCAUCGUCUAGUUCAUCAUCAUCAAGUUCAUCUUCAUUGUCAAGUUCUGUAUCUUCAAGUACAUUGUCAUUGUCUUCAAAUACUACAAAUGCUUGUAACUCAGAUCAUGAAAACAACCCGAAAUGCACUGGACCUAAUGAAGUAUAUGACGAACAUCCAACGAUCUGUCCGCCGCAAACCUGUGACAGUGUUGGCAAGAGUUACUCUUGUCUCGCUUCAGUAGAGCCAUUAGAAGGAGCCUGUGUUUGCCGUAAAGGUUAUCUUAGAAAUAACGAUGGAGUAUGUAUUGCUGAAGAAGAUUGCUCUUGCGGUGGAGAUCCUAAUGCAGUACCAGGUUGUGGCGUGAACUGUGGAAGAUUAUGCUCAAAUUACAAUAAGGGACCGGUAGCGUGUCCAGAAAUUUGUAAAUUAAAUGGCUGUGAUUGUAGGAAAGGUUACGUAUAUGAUGACAAUCUUCAAAAAUGUGUGCUUCCGAAGCAAUGUUCACCAGUGUGUGGAGUACACGAGGUGUUUUCAAACUGUACCAAUGGUGGAUGUUCACCAAGGAAUUGUUCCCAGUGGGGGAAACCUAUACCUUGUAUCAAAUUAGACCCUUCAGCUUGCAAGAAAGGAUGCGUUUGUGAAAACGGGUACUUACGAGCUGACAAUGGGACUUGUAUACCUGAUGACCAAUGUCCUAGGUGUUUAGGUCAGAACGAAGUAUACAAUACUUGUCCUUUAGUUUGUCCACCGCAAACUUGUGAGGCUAUAGGCAAGACUUAUUAUUGUCCUUUUGUCCCGGCCAAUAGAACCGCAAUUGAGGGAUUUUGCAAGCCGGCUUGUAGAUGUCAAUCUGGUUAUUAUAGAAAUCUAAUCGACCAAUGUAUAUCCAAAGAAGAUUGCUUAAAAUGUACGGGACCACAUGAAUACUUCACAUGUGGCGGUGCAUGUGAUAACGUUUGUGCUACUAUAAAGACACAGAAUCAAACCCACUGCCCCAUUAUUAACAAGACUUGCAAUAAGAAAUGUUAUUGUGAGAAGGGUUAUGCUCGUAAUGCUAAUAACGUUUGUAUACCAAUCGAUCACUGUGAAGGCCCGGUUUGUGGAAUAAACGAAGUAUACUCAAAUUGCUCAAAUGGUUUAUGCAAAUUUGAAUAUUGUUACCAAUAUGGAGAUCCUGUGAUGUACUGUCCAAAAUUCAAUACAAGUAAUUGUAUUGGAGGUUGUGUAUGUAAAAAUAAAUAUUUGAGGAACAGUGAUGGAGUUUGUAUACCUCAAGCGCAAUGUCCAGCUACUUUGCCAACAACUGUAGCACCGAGAGAAGAUGAUGAAGACAUUCAAAACCGUUUGAUACAAGGAAACAUCAUUUUCACUGUCAACUUUUUAUAUGAAGUUAUCAAAAAUAAUCCACUUACCAGCGUAGUGAUGUCGCCGUUCUCUGUUUUGAUUCCUUUAGCUGAGUUAGCGCUCUAUACUCAAUCAGGAAACUCUUAUAAUCAACUGCUGAAAACGCUUAAUCUUCAUAGCAAAGAUGAGAUACGACGUAUAUUUCCGAGACUCAUAAAUUCGCUAAAGUCACAACAAGAAGCUAUAUUGGAUUUGGCCGCGAAAAUUUAUGUGAACAAAAAUUAUCAGCUUACGGAUAAUUUUGAAAAAGACUCUUGUGAUAUUUUCGGCGCUGAAGCGGAAAAUAUUGACUUUAGCAACACUCAGCAAGCUGCUGAUACUAUUAACGAUUGGGCAGAAAAAGAAACAAGAGAGCUUAUAAAAAAUCUUGUAUCGCCCAAUAUGUUCAGUGCCAGUACACGUUUAGUUUUGACAAACUUUAUUUAUUUCUUGGGAAAUUGGGAGAAUCAAUUUAAUCUAAACGACACGAAAAAUGACGAUUUUCAUAUAAGUAAUAAUAAAACUGUUCAAGUACCCAUGAUGGUUCGAAAAGGCGUUUUUAAAUAUGCAGAAAGUGAAGCCCUUAAUUGUAAGAUAUUGGAAAUAACAUAUAAAGGAGCCAACUUCUCAUAUGUAGCUUUCCUACCUAAUGACAAAGAGGGCUAUAAUGCAGUUGCAGAAAAACUUAGGGAUCCUGAUGUAUUUAAUACAGCUCUUGAUUCAUUACAGUACAAUACGUGUUAUAUUUACAUACCGAGGCAUGAAAUAACUACUAGCAUAGAUUUAGUUGAUGUUCUUCAAACGAUCAAUGUUACCGACAUAUUUGACACCAGUAAAGCAAAUUUGAGUGGAAUCUUAACAAACAAUGAUGAAGUAGGUGUAUCAGCUGCUAUACAGAAGGCUAAUAUAAAACUCGAUGAAACAGGGACCGAAGCAGCAGCUGCGAAUGCAAUCGGUAUGGGCAUAACAUCAGUGUCUCAGCCUCAAACUGUAUAUACCUUUAAAGUUGAUCAUCCUACUAUAUUUUUUUUGCUGUUCGAACGAAAUCCAUUAUUCUGUGGCGUUUAUGCUGGAAAUGAAUAAGUGUUACGCUUUAACAAAUUAAACAUUAAUAAAUUAUUACGUAUUUAUUUUAAUGUAAGAAAAUACUAUUAAAGUUUACUAUUUGUAUCAUAAAUUCCUGGAUGAACUUAAUUAUAGCAAAUAUAUAAUGUUAUUUAAAAUGCUUGUGCCACAGUUUAUUGUAGUCUUAUUUUA